UACAAAAUAUACCCGUGCUACUUAAGAUCCAGGGUCGCAUAUAGGCAAUUUGCUAGUAGGUGGAGUUAAAUCUUUUAAAAAUAAUUUUUUUAUAUAUUUAUAAUAUGUUUACAUGCAAUAAUUGAUCAAUUAUGAAAAAUACAAUAAUGUAGAAUAUGUAAAAUGCUGGAAUAUGGAAAAGGCGAUGUGCAAAUCUUUGCUGGAGUCGCAAGACAAGAAAGGCUGUUUUAAAUCUAUAGCCGUGAAGGCGCUGUAUAAAUUGUGUAAACGUCUCAGCCCACGGUGCGUUCAGUUAUAAAGGUGUUAUUCUGGCGGAAAGCGCGUCGGUUGGUUUGCGAAGCGAUGAGAGAGACGUGACGAAAGCGGAAUAUGAUGAUGAUGAUGAUGAUGAUGAUGAUGAUGAUGAGAACAUCAGCGCGACUCGAGUCUGACGACAGCAGAGUUUCGCCUUUCACACGAGGGGGAAAAAAAGUUGCAGGAUCUUCCAGAAGAAGCUUCGAGCUUAAACGACAUCGAGAUCUCGAGACCGUCACAGCAAAAGCCGAGCGUUAGCGGAGCAGGAGCUGUUAUUUCAUUCAAAAGUCUCGUCAUUUAUGGAUCCGCGGUGACCUGAUGCGUGAACCAAACUUCCAGAGCAAGAAUCAGUGAUGGCAUCUUACCAUAGCUUAGAUGAUGACGCAAUGGCUUUGAUGGUCCACGACACGAACGCGGUGAAGAAGGAAGAGUUCGCGAAGGACGAGCCGGUCCAAGAGCCGAGUUCGGAGAAGGUGGAUCCGUCUCAGAAGCCGCCGUACUCGUACGUGGCUCUGAUCGCCAUGGCCAUCCGGGAGAGCUCGGAGAAGAGGCUGACCCUCUCCGGCAUCUACCAGUACAUCAUCACCAAGUUCCCCUUCUACGAGAAGAACAAGAAGGGCUGGCAGAACAGCAUCCGACACAACCUGAGUCUCAACGAGUGCUUCAUUAAAGUUCCCCGGGAGGGCGGCGGGGAGCGCAAGGGCAACUACUGGACGCUGGAUCCGGCCUGCGAGGACAUGUUCGAGAAGGGCAACUACCGGCGCCGGAGGCGCAUGAAGCGGCCGUUCAGGCCGCCGGCGGCUCACUUCCAGCCGGGCAAGUCUCUCUUCGGCGGCGACGGAUACGGCAGCUACCUCCCCGCGCCCAAAUACCUCCAGUCCGGCUUCAUGAACAACAGCUGGCCGCUCGCGCAGCCGCCGCCGCCGAUGAGCUACGCGUCGUGCCAGAUGGCCAACGGCAACAUGGGUCCCAUGAAAGGACUGUCCGCUCCGUCCUACAACCCCUACAGUCGAAUGCAAGCCAUGGGCCUGCCGAACAUGAUGAACUCGUACAGCGGCAUGGGGCACCACCAGCACCAGGCGCAGCAGCAGCAGCCCUCGCCGGUCCCGUCCAACUCCGCGGCCGCUCUGCAGUUCACCUGCUCCCGGCAGCCGGCCGAGCUCUACUCGUACUGGGACCACGAAGCCAAAAACUCCUCGUUACACUCGCGGAUUGACAUUUGAAACGUGGGAAUGUGCGAAAGGGACUCGGAACUGGGCGCAGGGUCUGUUUUACGCAUCCAGCAAGGUAAACAGGGUAACUUUUGUUGCUGAAGAACAAACACAGAUCUGAACUAUCUCAGUCCCUAGAUGUUCUGGACUGCAUGGAUAAAUGUUUUUUUUUUUGAAAUUCUGAAUCAGUAGUUUUGAUUUGAUCGCUUCGGGAUAAACACGUUUUACAAAAAUGCCUUCAGUUUCGUGAUCGAAAAUUCAUUUGAGGACGGUGUAGAAAGAAAAAACGUUUGAAAGAUUGUUUGGGACCAUUGUGAUUUUUACAUUUUGGAUUGUCAAGCCAGCACUUACUAUUUUCUAUUUGCUUUCAAUAAACUGUUUUGAUUAAAAUGUCUUCGACACUCGAUACGAUGAACACUGAAAAAGUGCAAUGAGUGCACUCUUAAAAAUAAAGGUUCUUUAUUGGCAUCUAUGGAACCUUUCUGCUCUUUAUAGUGGAAUACAGAGUAUUCAAAUAUUCUUCACACUAAGAAAAAAAUGGUGUUUUUAAGAAUGAUCACCGAAAUGUUAUUUGAGGAACCCAAAUGGUUCUUCUGAAAAAAAAAAAAAAAAAAAAAACAUUUGGACCCUUUAUUUUUACGAGUGUAUUCUUUAUUUUUGUAUUUUAGAACGAGUCUUUCGUGUCAUUUUGAUAUGGAAAGAUUAGAAAAUUACAGAUUUUUUUCAUAAAGAUCUUUUCAAAUCAAGGUACUCAUAAUUCGAAGGACAAGAAAGAAACUAGAUGUGAGAAGGUUCAGUAUGUGCUGUUAAUAUACACAUUUUACAAAUUAAGAGAUAAAAAAUGACCUCAAAACUCGCUGUAAAAUUAGAAAAACACCCGAUUAUUCGUUCUUCUGGCGGAGGAUUUGUUUCUGAUUAUUAAUCAGUGUAAAUGUAACUGUAAGGGCCGUUAGCUGAUGACAAUCUUCAAUUCUGAUCUUCAAUUCUGUUUCAUUUCGUUCGUGUGAACAAACAGACGUAAAUAAACUCAAUUCAAAUAAUGCAUCAGUGUUUAUAGUGUUCUGUCACAUUCUCUAGAAUUAAAAAAAACAAGUCUUGUUUUAAAAAUCUGUUUUGAAUUUUGAUUUAAAGAAACGAUGUUUGUUUACAAAAAAAAAUAAUAAAGAAGAAUUGGUCAAUAAACAGUUUUUUUUUUUCGUUCCAACAGACACGAAAAAUCUGUUCUCGUGAACUACAUCAGUUGUUUUUAUAUUUUGUAGAUCAUUUAGUCUUUAUUAUUUCCAGUAAACAAACCAAAAAACUUACGUUUUUUAAUCUUUCUUUUAUUCAUUGCAUUUGAUUUCAGUCUAUCUGCUGGUUUUGGCUUUUCAUAAAAUAAUAGGCCUGUAUGUCUCAUAAAUACAUUAAUUCGUUUCUUGAAAAUCGAAUUUAUUACGUUUGAAUAAAAAAUGAAAAUUAAAUCGUGUAAUAUAGGGCUAUUAUCGUAUGAGAAUAAUAGGCCUACAUUAAAAAUAAAUCUAAAAAUAACAUGGGUUAAAAUACAAUUACAGUGUUUGCAAGUUAUAAAAGUGAUUUCAAACAGCACGACAGUCUGAAGGAAAGGCCAUUAUUUUUGUAUGUAUACUGUACUAAUGUUGGCAGUGAGUGUCUUUCAUUCCUUCAUACUGUGAUCGAGGCCUGAUUUAAUGAAAGUUCAUGAGAAAGCUCGUCUGAAUCGCUCUCAUUCCAGCCGCUCCAUAUUUUCACAUCAGAAGAAAACAACAGCUGAAAAUCCUGUAGUGAGACUAAAACCGAAGCAAACGCGAAUUACACUGCAGUUCACCGCCUGGAAAUUAAUGAUGCAUGUAAAACAUGUUUUUUAUUAUUGUUUGUUUGCUUUUGUUACAGUAACUAAUCAUGCAAAUGUGCAUCUUCUCAGAUGUAUUGCCUUAUUUGUAAACGACAGCCAGACGGUGUUUUUAUGACUUUAUAACAAUAGUAAUACUGAAAGCUUUUUUUAUACAUGUCUGAUUUGCAAAUGAACAGAAAGCUACAAAAUACUGACAAAUAACAAUCACUCAUUAAAAUGCAUAACCGUUCAAGAUCAUAAACAUAUUUCAGACUGUCCGUGAAAAGCUUGCAUUAAAAAAAAAAACAAUGUUAAUUUAUAAUCUUUUAAAAGAUACGCAUUCAUUAUGUUUUAUUAAAUCUCUUCUGCAUUUUAAAAUGCGCUUCACUUCAGCUGAUUUUUGCAUUUCACACUGAUUCUAUUAAAUUAAAUGGGCUGAUCAAUUUUUAUCUCACUGCAAACGGAGUCUGAAUUUCCGCUGAUAGAAGCUUUGCCUUCAGAUUCCGGCAAUUGUGCAAAAACUGUAAAGGCGAACACAAAAACGGCUCAAACCACACACGUUUUUGUGCAAUAAUUUCUACAGCUGUAAAGGCCCGAGUGUCACGUGACUGACGGUGAACACGUGAUGUAAAUUAACCCACCUGUCAGGAAUUGUUAGAAAACA
Labeo rohita (rohu) is the source of this 3997-nucleotide messenger RNA. RefSeq names its product forkhead box L2b (gene foxl2b). Bases 648 to 1517 code for a protein of 289 amino acids. The transcript is spliced from 2 exons. NCBI's taxonomy places the organism in Eukaryota, Metazoa, Chordata, Actinopteri, Cypriniformes, Cyprinidae. Gene Ontology annotation, molecular function: RNA polymerase II cis-regulatory region sequence-specific DNA binding; DNA-binding transcription factor activity, RNA polymerase II-specific. Gene Ontology annotation, biological process: regulation of transcription by RNA polymerase II; anatomical structure morphogenesis; cell differentiation. The record is from RefSeq and is a predicted model, not a curated record.